AUGACUGCAGCAGAGAAAAUAAUCUUUUGUAGUGUGUUAAAAGGGGCAAAAUUACCAGACAACAGCGGUUCUAAUAUCGCUCGAUGUGUGCAGCAAACGGAAAAGAAGAUUUCUGGUUAUAAGACCCAUGAUGCUCAUUUCAUGUUACAUUACUUGUUGCAAGUACCGAUCAAGAGCAUACUUCCUGACCAUGUUGCCAUCGCUUUAGUUCGAUUAUGUUCAUUUUUUCGCCGGAUAUGUCAGAAGGUAAUUAGCCUAGAUGAGGUAGUUAACUUAGAAGCAGAGAUUGCUGAGACAUUAUGCCAAUUGGAGAGGAUUUUUCCUCCAAGCUUUUUUGACAUAAUGGUGCACUUGCCUAUCCAUUUGGCAAAUGAAGUGAGGUUAGGUGGUCCAGUUCAAUAUCGUUGGAUGUACCCUGUUGAACGAUAUAUGUGCACACUAAAAUCAUAUGUUCGUAACAGAAGUCGUUCAGAAGGAUCCAUUGCUGAAGGAUAUUUGGCGAAUGAGUGUAUUAAUUUUUGCUCAAGAUAUUUGCAUGAAGAUUCCAGACAAGAUUCAACAGAGUCCCUCGAAACAAUGAUGAGUGUGUUUCAGAUGAGCUGCGAACUCCGAGAUGUGCCUGGUUGGGCAAAAGGGUUGGCUAGGGGUCCAAAUAGAGUUGCAAAAAGAUUUUCAGGUUAUGUUAUCAAUGGGUAUAGGUUUCAUACAAGGCACCGUGAUGCGAGACGUAAAACCCAAAAUAGUGGUGUCACAUUGGAGGCAUUGACUCCUAGUUUUGCUACUGUGAAAGAUAAGAACCCAAUUGAAGCCAAAGUAACCUACUAUGGUAGAAUAGUUGAUAUGUUUGAAUUAGAUUAUUAUGGCCAAUUUAAGGUAGUCCUGUUUAAGUGUGAGUGGUAUACAGUUGCAAAAGACAACUUUGGUCUCUCAUAUGUGUAUUUCAGUAAGAAAUGCUACCAGGAAGAACCAUUUGUGCUAGCAUUCCAAGUAAACCAAUGCUUUUAUGUGCAAGACUCAUAUGUGAGUGACAAACACUAUGUUAUGAAAACAAUUCCAAGAGAUUUAUUUAGGAUAAGUGAUGACCUUGAGUCUGAUUCCCCCAUAAUAUAUGCAAGGGAGCCAUGUGAACCUGAAGUGAUUCCCAGUCUCCCAAAUGAUAAUGGCGAAGUUGAUCUAGUGAGGAAUGAUCUACGAGCAACCAUUAUAGAUGUGGCUCCAAAUAUGUUUGCCAAACAACGUGGUGAGGAAGAUGAGGAGAGUGAAUACGAGUACAUGGAGGACUCUGAUUCUGAAACAUCUUGA
Messenger RNA from Arachis duranensis, 1302 nucleotides. RefSeq lists its product as uncharacterized. Lineage: Eukaryota; Viridiplantae; Streptophyta; Magnoliopsida; Fabales; Fabaceae. The transcript is spliced from 2 exons. The coding region runs from base 1 to 1302 and encodes 433 amino acids. The record is from RefSeq and is a predicted model, not a curated record.